Molecule: messenger RNA, 1422 nt
Organism: Maylandia zebra (zebra mbuna)
Lineage: Eukaryota; Metazoa; Chordata; Actinopteri; Cichliformes; Cichlidae
Product: arrestin domain-containing protein 3
Biological process (GO): protein transport
Cellular component (GO): plasma membrane; cytoplasm
Source: RefSeq, a predicted model, not a curated record
UCUUGGUUUUUGCAACAGAUUUUUGUUUUCCCCCACUUUUUGUCAUCAAUUGAAAAUGACCAUUAAAAAAUUCUCAAUCGAAUACGAUGCCAUCAACAGCAAAAACACCUUCACGAAUGGAGAUAUCAUUAAUGGAAGAAUUAUUGUGGAGGUGUCUGGUGAAACCAAAAUCCAAUCGCUGAUUUUUAGAGGACAAGGGAGAGCGAAGGUAUGCUGGAGUGAGCAUUACGGACAAGAUCAAACCCACGUUUACUGGGCUACUGAGAAAUAUUAUGACAUCAAACAAGAUAUCUUGAGAGAAUCAAGACACGAUGGCACUGAAGUCAUUGGAAAAGGAAGACACGUGUAUCCUUUUUCGUUCAGGAUUCCUGAUGGAAUACUGCCAUCAACCUAUAAAGGAGCCCAUGGAAAAAUUGUUCAUAAGGUGAAAGCAGAGCUGAAACAAUCAAUGAAGAUUACAAAAAAAACUAAGGCCCACUUCACUUUUGUGUCCAAGACACACAUGGGUAUUCCUGGACUUCUGGAACCUCAGUAUACUUGUAAGGAUAAAUCUGUUUUGGGCUCUGGAAAGGUUUCAGUAGAUGUUCAUACCACUCAGAUGGGAUACAUGCAAGGCGAAGCUCUCGUGGUCACAGUUGAAAUCAACAACAACUCGAGUCGCACAGUGAAGCCCAAAUUCAUACUGUAUCAGAAACACAGUUUCUUUGCCCAGGGCCACAGGACAGUUUACACACACGACAUCCUUAAGGAUAAGGCUGAGGCUGUUGAAGCAUCUUCUGGCAGAAAAACUGUGACCAAGGUGAUCACCAUCCCUGGAGACCUACCCCCCUCCAUCUUGAACAGCCACAUCAUCAACCUGGAGUACAGGCUGAAGGUCCAACUGAAUAUCAAAUGUUCUAUUGAUCCAAAGCUCAAACUUCCUAUAGUUAUCAUGCCUGCGGUGGUGAAACAACCACAUCCUUCUGCUGGCAUUGGAUUUGACACUUUUAGGAACCCAGAAAAAACAUCCUGGGGAACUACACCCCAGCAAACACCACCCCAGCAAACACCACCCCAACUUGCAGAUCUUCCACCUCCCUACGGAGCACAUGCGAUGUACCCCACUACCACUCUUGAUGAUUAUAAGACUGCACUUUGAAAAUCUCCCUUGAGAGAGAACAUUUAAGCCUUAAACACAGACUUGACACAAAUGAUUGAAUACAUUCAGAAAAGCAGACUGGUGUGCUGUUAAAGCUACCAAGCACCUAUUGUUUGUUCCUUCAUACCCCAAACUGUGAAGAUGACAUCAAUUGAGGCAAUAAAUCAGAAAAUGCUGGUUUUCAUAUUAGCAGUUGUUAUCUUCUAACUCCUAACAGAUUUUAAUUUACUUUCCUAUUUAAACUGUAAGAUUGUAUACAUUUAAUAUCUGUGUAAAUAAUAUAU